UACUUCUAAAUUGUACUUUGUUUGAGUAAAUGUCAGCUGUUUUCCACCACUGGCCGUAACUUCUGUCUCUGCUGUCUGACUGAGGAAGACAAACAUGGAGCGUCACUGUCUCCUACAGAUUGAAAUCGGCGCCUGCCGACUGAGCACGGAACCGGUUUCCGGACAAUCCCGAACACCUACGAAGACAACCUCCCCUCUUCUUCCCUUCCUCCCUCCCUCCUCCCCUUCACGCCUAAUGUUGCUGUACCUCCAACCCUCCCCCCGUAUCAGAGGAGUAGAAACAACAAGCCGCCAUUUUGUUUGUGCGGACAGACCGUCAGAAACAGGAGGAGAUAACCGAGAGAAGGAGCGACUCCGGCAACCGACGGCGGCCACCCCGGGAACCACCGGGGCGAAGAAAGAGGGUCCGUGAUACCGAGAGAGAGAGAAAGCAGCUCCGAAAAGAUAAGACGUCAGCGGAGGGAAACCGAGUCGGUGAUAUUUAUGCGUGCAUGAGAAGGAAAUACUCCGAAAAAUCCAAGGAAGGGGGUGUUUUGCGGAGCGGAGACAGAGAGGAGAGGCGGAAGAGGGCUGUAUAUUAUCAUAACGAGGAAAAAAACUGCGAAAAAAGGGAAAACAUCAACAUGAAAAAUCAUUAUGUGUCCGUCGCGGAGGAAGGAAAGAGUCCGCAUAGACAAUUAUAUAAAUAAAUUGCUGCCGGGCAGAAGGGAGAGGUGGAAAGAAAGACGGGUUUAAAGAGAAGGGGAAAAUUGCCAGGAUCAACACGAAGGGGGGCAUUCUCCAUCACAAAGAGUCAAUGAGAGGAUUUUGUCAGCCCAAAAUAUUUUAGGGGGGGUGGGGGGGGUGUCAACAUUAGUGCCGAUCUGAAGCUUUCCGCUUCCGAAAUAGCCAUAAUUUCUGAGCGUCAUUUUUAUCACAUUUUCGCCUGUCGCCGUAGCUGUGCUCCGGAUUUUUUUUUUGUCUUUUUCUCUUCACUUGAAUUGCCAAGACAUCAUAUAAACAGUGACUGUCAGGUUUUGGAAUAUUUAUCUUUUUUUAUUAUUAUUAUCUGCAAGCGAAAACCAGGAGGAGGAACCACAAGACAAGUAACCGUCCUCUGCAAAAUAAAACUAAUUGGAUCAAUCUUGACUGCCCGCUGAUUGGCAAUUAGCGCUGUGAUUGCCCUCAAGAACUAUACUGUCAAACAAGUCUGCAGCAGAAUCGAUUGCACAAGAAGCAGUGAUUUUUGACAAGAUUUUUUUAACAACCCUGCUGACUGCAAUCGUGCAAAAAAGGGGGUUGCAACAACCAAAUGUGCAAUACGACUGUGCUCCUUUCUGAUCCAGUGCCUUGCAUGGUCACACACUAAGUGCACAUUUUAGUCAGCAUGCAAAGGAAAGUCAUGCAUGCAUGUACACAUCUGCAAUAUAUUUUAUCUGCAAGUGUGGGACUCUAAGUGUUUGCAUCUUUCUGCAGAACUAUUUAUUCACUUAAGCCAAUGCAAGUCUCAGUAUUGCACUUGAGAGUUAAUUGUAUUUGAGAUCUGCACACACCGGUUGACUGCUUUUUUGUGUGUGUGGAAAGGAAUCGGUGGCAGCAGAAAGAUGCCUGGUCAGGUGAGAGAAAUGCAACCGAGGAUCUCAUAACUGUUGCACGAGAGAUCAGCCUCCAGAAGUUAGCUUUGAGAUUUUGGACCACAAUUUUCUUUUUUUUUUCGCGACUCCUCGCUGGAGCUCCAGACCUGAUAAACGGGAUUUCUCCGCCGACAAUGGCGCACAGGACUGAGUGCUGCACGGAGGACGGAUCCUGGGACGAUUUUUGUGUCGCAGAAGAGGCUACAUGAGGUUGUCAGAGGGCCGCACGCUUGCCUUUUUUGCCGACUCCACCUUCCCACCUCCUCCUGUUCAAAUCUGCGAAGAAACAAAAUCUCCGACAGGGGAGGGGGACUGAUAUCUGCAGAGAGGGAGAGCUGUGAGGGAAAGAGUUCAACAUUGCUCUCUUCUCCCCUACCGUCCCCCGAGCGGUGGGGGAAGCAUUUCUUAAAGGGAUAAGGAGACGCAAAUAAAGGAAAUACAUUUGCCCUCCGUGGACCUACAGCUAUUUUUUUAAUUCGUCAAAAAUAUGGCCGAUAAUGUCCUGGAGUCCGGCCCGCCUUCAGCCAAGAGGCCCAAGCUGUCUUCUCCAGCUCUCUCGGUGUCUGCAAGUGAUGGAAAUGACUUUGGUUCACUCUUUGACCUGGAGCACGACCUCCCAGACGAGCUCAUCAGUUCCUCGGACCUCGGGCUGACCAACGGAGGGGAUGUCAGCCAACUCCACACCAGCCUUGGCGGACUCGGAGGAGGGCUCGGUUUGGGUGGCCAGGAUGCAGCUGCGAAACACAAACAGCUGUCUGAGCUCCUGCGCGCCGGAGCACCAGCACAGCAGGGUGGCCCCACUUCCAACAGCACGGCACCCGGGGCUUCCAUGGGGAUGAUGGGGGGUGUCAGUGUCUCUGCUGGUGGACCUCAAGGCAUGCCCCCGCAGGGCCAGCAGCAGCCUGGAUUAAUGCAGCAGGUCGGGAUGGUCGGAGGGGUGUCAGCGCUCAACCGGGCAGCUGCCAUGAUGGGUGCCCAGAAGGGCAACACUGGACAGCAGCAGCAAGGCCUGAUGGGGGGACAGGUGAUGAAUGGCUCACCAAGAAUGGGUUACCCUGGCAGUGCAGGCAUGGGGAACAAUAGUAAUCUGUUGGCGGAAACCCUACAGCAGCAGGGCGGUCAGCAAAUGGGACCCGGGGGUCAGACAGGGAUGAGACCGCAGCAACCCGGAGCACUGAGCAAGAUGAAUAUGAUGGCCAAUGCGGGCCCCUAUGGCGGUCCGUACGGCCAGUCGGGCCAGGGGCUGCCUGGAGCAGGGCUGGGCCCACAGCUCCAGAAUAAGGCGGGCAUGCCCAACAAUAUGGCCUCCCAGUUUAACAUGGACAAGAAGGCACCUCCAAGUCAAGGCAUGCCGGGGAUGGUUUCUCAGCAGCAGCAGCCCGGAGCAGUUGGUGGUGUAUCUGUCAGCGGAGCAGCAGCCGUAGGAGGGGCCCAGGUCGGGCUCAGUGCCGUAGGGGCGGGUCCCGGCACAGCGCCCCCUACUGCAGACCCCGAGAAACGGAAGCUGAUUCAACAGCAGCUGGUCCUCUUGCUCCAUGCGCACAAGUGCCAGCGGAGGGAGCAGGCCAACGGGGAGGUGCGGCAGUGCAACCUGCCCCACUGCCGCACCAUGAAGAACGUGCUCAACCACAUGACUCAUUGCCAGGCUGGCAAGUCCUGCCAGGUGGCACACUGUGCCUCAUCCAGACAGAUCAUCUCUCAUUGGAAGAAUUGCACACGACACGACUGUCCGGUAUGCCUGCCACUGAAAAACGCCGGAGACAAGAGGAAUCAGCAGUCUCUUGUUAAUAGUGCAGGGGUGGGUUUGGUGAACUCUUUAGGUCCAGGGGUGCCUGGUGGUCAGUCCAACACUCCAAACCUGAAUCCUCCUAACCAGAUCGACCCCAGCUCCAUAGAGAGGGCCUACGCUGCACUGGGCCUCACGUACCAGGGCAACCAGAUACCACAGCAGCCCCCACAGGCCAUGCCAAACCAGGGGCUGCAGGGGCAGCCUGGGAUGAGGACUAUGAACACCAUGGGUGGAAACUCUAUGGGAGUUAACGGUGGAGUGGGAGUGCAGUCCCCCAACCAGCAGUCCAGCCUACUGCCAAACGCGCUGUUGCACGGAAACAUGAAUGCACAGAGUUUGAUGAAUGAUGGUGUGGGGAACCUGGGCUCCAUGCCCACGGCAACUCCUCCUUCUGCUGCAGGCAUGAGGAAGUCUUGGCAUGAAGACAUCACGCAGGACCUCCGCAACCACCUUGUCCACAAGCUCGUGCAGGCCAUCUUCCCCACUCCUGAUCCAGCGGCCCUGAAGGAUCGGCGGAUGGAAAAUCUGGUGGCUUACGCUCGAAAAGUAGAGGGGGACAUGUACGAGUCAGCCAACAGUAGGGCGGAGUACUACCACCUGCUGGCAGAGAAGAUCUACAAGAUUCAAAAGGAGCUAGAGGAAAAGAGGAGGACACGACUCCAGAAGCAGGGCAUGAUGCCUGGCCAACCUGGCAUAGCCUCCCCAGGCCUCCCACAGGUGCCUCCCAACAUGGGACAGCCGCCCAUGGCCCCUGGGCAACCCCCAAAUGGUCCUCACGCCGAUCCGUCCAUGGUUCGACCGGCGGGACCCAAUCAGAUGGUCAGCAGGAUGCAGAACCCAGCAGGAAUGAACCAGUUUGGUCAAAUGGGGCUGCAGCCGAUGGGUCAGAGGUCUCCCCUUCCUAUAAAUGCUCCAAUGAACCAGAUGGGUAUGGGAGCAACAAGGAUGGGUCAACCUAACGCCACACAAUUACAGAACCAGUACCUCCCUCCAGGCCAGUUUCCGGGGUCCAGUCCUGGACUUGGCUCUGGUCCUGUUGGCAUGAACCAGCCAGGACCACAGACCGCUGUGCCACCGCCGAACCAGAUGUCAACGCCGCCUUCCCUCCCAGCCAGCAGCCCCGCAGCACAGUCCUCUGCCCCAGGCUCUGCAGCCCCAGUAAGCUCCAUGGGGUCUGGUAGUGCCAGUGUUGCUGGGUCUUUACCCAACCUGCCUCCAUCCUCCACCCCCAACCAGCCGAACUCCUACCCUCACUGUCCACCCAUCCGAACAAACUCCCCCUCACCGGCACGCAGCCUAACGCCUCAACCUCAUCAGACACCCCCCACGUUACCUCGCUCUCAGACCCCACAGCCACAGACUCCCAGCACGCCUCAGCUGCCCCCUCCACAGCACCCCCAGCAACAACAACAAGCUUCGCAGUCACAGCAGCAGCAGCAGCAGCCGCAGCCGCAACCGCAGCCGCAGCCGCAGCCGCCGCCAUUGGGGCAGACAGGGAACUCUGAGAAGGCCAGUCAGCUUCCACAGCAGACUCUUGGGGGUGCAGCUUCCUCAGGCCCUCAAGCAGGUCAAACUUCUUCCGUGCCUACCCAGAAUGCUCAUGUGCCAUUGCAGCGACCACAGACCCCACUUUCUCCGAAGCCUUCUCUGACAGCGGAUGGUCAGGUGUCCUCUCCGGCCUCGGUCAGCAGCAGUGCUGAUCCCAGCUCCCAGAUCACAAUGGCGGACGGCCCCGCUCCCAGCCAGGAAGAUGUCAAAAUGGAGGUGAAGAAGCAGGAGGAGGAGGAGGAUGACGACGAAGGGGCUGACACCCAAGGAGAGGGCAAGGGGAAGAUGGGAAAGGGUCAGCAUGACGUGAAGACGGAGGAGAAACCAGAGGUGAAGACGGAGAAGGUGUCAGGAGACGGGUGUAAAGGUGAGCCCAUGGAUACAUCCUCGCUCUCGACGUCAUCGUCGACAUCAACAGGUGAAGACAAGAAGCCGGAGGUGAAGAAAGAGCCCAAAGAGGAAGAGGAGGGGUCAGGGUCAACAGCCAACAACAGCUCUCCAGCCAGCACUCAGAGCAAGAAGAAAAUCUUUAAGCCGGAGGAGCUGCGUCAGGCUCUGAUGCCCACCCUGGAAGCUUUGUACCGGCAGGACCCUGAGUCCCUUCCCUUCCGUCAGCCGGUGGACCCCCAGUUACUGGGAAUACCCGUACGUAUUCGAACUAGUAACAAAACUAACCUGGACUACUUUGACAUCGUGAAGAACCCCAUGGAUCUGUCGACCAUCAAGAGAAAACUGGACACGGGACAGUACCAAGAGCCUUGGCAGUAUGUCGAAGAUAUCUGGCUGAUGUUCAACAACGCCUGGCUGUACAACCGCAAGACGUCCCGCGUCUACAAGUACUGCUCCAAGCUGGCGGAGGUGUUCGAGGCGGAGAUCGAUCCCGUCAUGCAGGGCCUGGGAUACUGUUGUGGGAGGAAGUUUGAGUUUUCCCCCCAAACUCUUUGCUGCUAUGGAAAACAAUUAUGCACCAUCCAACGCGACGCUGCUUACUUUAGCUACCAGAACAGUUCACCAAAAUAUGGGCUUCUUGCUGACAGGUACCACUUCUGCGAGAAGUGUUUCAACGAAAUCCAGAGCGAGAGCGUUUCCUUGGGGGACGACCCCUCCCAGCCUCAGACGUCCAUCAACAAAGACCAGUUCCAGCGAAAGAAGAACGACACACUCGACCCUGAGUUACUUGUGGAAUGUAUUGACUGCGGUCGUAAAAUGCACCAGAUCUGCGUCCUGCAUAAUGAUACCAUAUGGCCAUCGGGCUUUGUGUGCGACAGCUGCCUCAAAAAGGCCAACAAGACCCGGAAAGAGAACAAAUACGCAGCCAAAAGGCUCCCUCAGACCAAGUUGGGGAACUAUUUGGAGACACGAGUGAAUGACUACAUCAAGCGGCAGAACCUCCCUGAUUCUGGCGACGUCACUAUCCGUGUAGUCCAUGUGUCAGACAAGACGGUCGAGGUCAAGCCGGGCAUGAAGUCCAGGUUUGUUGACAGCGGAGAGAUGUCCGAGUCUUUCCCGUACAGGAUGAAAGCCCUGUUUGCAUUCGAAGACAUCGACGGAGCGGAUGUGUGUUUUUUCGGCAUGCAUGUUCAAGAGUACGGCUCGGACUGCCCGCCGCCCAAUCAGAGACGAGUAUACAUCUCUUACCUGGACAGCGUGCACUUCUUUCAACCUCGAAUCCUCAGAACUGCGGUCUACCACGAGAUCCUGAUCGGCUACCUGGAAUACGUCAGGAGGCUGGGGUACACAACGGGUCAUAUCUGGGCCUGUCCACCCAGUGAGGGGGACGAUUACAUCUUCCAUUGUCACCCUGCGGACCAGAAGAUCCCCAAACCAAAGCGGCUGCAGGAGUGGUACAAGAAGAUGCUGGACAAGGCCGUCGCUGAGCGCAUCGUCCACGAUUACAAGGACAUCUUCAAGCAGGCCACAGAGGACCGGCUGACCAGCGCCAAGGAGCUGCCGUACUUUGAGGGCGACUUCUGGCCCAACGUGCUGGAGGAGAGCAUCAAGGAGCUGGAGCAGGAGGAGGAGGAGAGGAAGAGGGAGGAGAACAGCACCUCCAACGAGAGCACAGAUGUCACAAAAGGAGACAGCAAGAAUGCCAAAAAGAAGAACAAUAAAAAGACGAGUAAGAACAAGAGUAGCAUGAGCCGAGCCAAUAAGAAGAAACCAGGGAUGCCCAAUGUGUCCAACGACCUCUCCCAGAAACUCUACGCCACCAUGGAGAAACAUAAGGAGGUUUUCUUUGUUAUCCGCCUCAUCGCUGGUCCCACCGCCAACUCGCUGCCCCCCAUCACUGACCCGGACCCCCUGAUGGCCUGUGACCUGAUGGACGGCCGCGACGCCUUCCUGACUCUGGCCAGGGACAAGCACCUGGAGUUCAGCUCUCUCAGGAGGUCCAAGUGGAGCUCCAUGUGUAUGUUGGUGGAGCUGCACAACCAGAGCCAGGACCGCUUCGUCUACACCUGCAACGAGUGCAAACACCACGUGGAGACCCGGUUCCACUGCACCGUCUGCGAGGACUACGACUUGUGCAUCACCUGCUACAACACUAAAGGUCACGAGCACAAGAUGGAUAAGCUGGGGCUCGGACUGGACGACGACAGCAACAACCAGGCGGCAGCAGCCACCCAGAGCCCCGGAGACUCCCGCCGUCUCAGCAUACAACGCUGCAUCCAGUCGUUGGUCCACGCGUGUCAGUGCCGAAACGCCAACUGCUCCCUGCCGUCCUGCCAGAAGAUGAAGCGCGUUGUUCAGCACACAAAAGGCUGCAAGCGCAAGACAAACGGCGGCUGUCCGAUCUGCAAGCAGCUCAUCGCUCUGUGCUGCUACCACGCCAAACACUGUCAGGAGAACAAGUGUCCCGUCCCGUUCUGUCUGAACAUCAAGCAGAAGCUCCGGCAGCAGCAGCUGCAGCACCGACUCCAGCAGGCCCAGAUGUUGAGGAGGAGGAUGGCCAGCAUGCAGCGGGUGGGGCAGGCAGCCGGGGGGCCGCCGGGGGGACCCGUCGUAGGACUUCCUUCACCGGGGAACAAUGGUACCACAGCUCCCAGUACCCCAACGUCUGGUGGAACCCAACCUCCAACACCUCAGACCCCGACUCAGACCAUGCCUCCAGCCACGCAGCAGGGAAUGGGCCCCGGACCCGGAGUCCAGCAGCAGCCGUCAGGGGGGAUCCCCCCGCAGAGUGGCGUGCCUCCUCAACAUCAGCUCCACCACCAGUUCCAGCCGAUGGCGGGUGGAGGAGGCGGGGCCGGGGGGAUGAUGAGCUCUCCCCAACAUCAGCAGCAGAUGCUUCCUCAGGUCCAGCAGCAGCAGCAGAGCGGAGCAGCGACUCAGCCGCUCCAACAGCACCCCAACAACCUCCCUCCGUACGCCAGCAGACCUCCGGGCUCCUCCCCAGUCCACCAGUCGCAGGGCAAACCGGUCCUCGGCUCCGCAACGCCUCCCCAGCAGCAGCCUGGUGGCUCUGUCAUGGCUGGAAGCGUCGGGGGUCAACAGCCUCCGAGCCAGCCUCAGGGCCCGCCGCCUCUCCCACAGCAACAACAGCAGCCUCCGUCCGGCCCUCCACCCGCCGCUGUCGAAAUCGCUAUGAAGAUCCAGCAGGUGGCAGACGCUCAGAGGAAGAUGGCGCUGCAGAGACAAGCAGCUCAGGUGGCUGCCGGCCUGAUGCCUCCUCACCCGCACCACCAGCAGGGGCAGGGGCAGCAGAUGGGCAUGGGACACCCAGGCGGUGUUGGUGGGAUGGUUGGCGCCCAGGGGAUGCCGCCGCAGACCCCAGCAGCAGUGGCAGCUGCUCGGGGACACAUGGAUCCACAACAAGGUGCUCCGCCAGGGAUGAUGGUCGGCGCCGGAGGGCCGAUGCAGCAGCCCCCUCCGCAGGGUAACCAGCUGCCCCCUCAGGUGCAGCUGCAGCAGCAGAGGAUGGGCGCGCCGCAUCAGAACCCUCCACAGCCGCAGCAGCAGUGGGCGGGACAGGGGAUGCCGCCUCAGCAGAGGCAGGCAAUGAUGAACCAAAUGGGCCAUCCCGCCAUGAUGGCGGCUCAGCAACAACAACAGCAACAGCAGGAGCAACAAGCUCAGGGCCACGCCGCUUUGAUGAGUAUGGCGCAGCAGCAAGGCGCUGGUGGCGGGAUCCCAGGGGGAGCUGUCCCCGGAGCUGCUGGUGUUGCUGGUGGAAACAUCCCUCAGGCGGCCCUUCAGGAACUGUUACGGACUCUCCGCUCGCCGAGCUCGCCACUUCAGCAACAGCAAGUCCUCAACAUCCUGCGGUCGAACCCGCAGCUCAUGGCUGCUUUUAUCAAGCAGAGGGCCUCGAAAUACAAGGGGGUCCAGGGGGGCCCAGGGGGUCUCCCUGGAGGUCCUGGUCCCACGGGGGGUCCCGUUGGGAAUGUGAUGGCAGGAGGGGGCCCACAGGUGAACAUGAAUGCUGCAGGUGGCGGCCAGCCAGGGAUGCACAUGGGGGGUCAGGGAGGGACGAACGUCAACAUGGCGGCGAUGGCUCAGCUGCAGCAACAGCAGCUGCAGCAGCAGCCGAGGCCGAUGCUCAGCAGUUUACAGCAGCAGCAGGUGGCGGCGCUCCAGCAGCAGCAGCAACAGCAGCAAGCAGGCGGCAGAGCGAUGCAGGGCCAGGGGCCACAGAUGGGGAACCUCAACAAUCCCCAGUUCAGAGAGAUGCUGAUGAGGCGACACCUGCAGCAGCAGCAGCAGCAGCAGCAGCAGCAGCAGCAGCAACAGAUGGGAGUGAAUCACGGUCAGUUCCAGCAGCCGCAGCCUCCGCAGGGGCAGGGCUACAUGGGACAGCCGGGGAUGCAGCCUCCUGCUGUGGGACAGGGGCCCCCUGGAGGUCCGCCGCUCGGCCCUCAGCAGCCUGGCGGUCCUCCAGGCCAGCAGGGACAGGGUUACCCGGGGUCAGUGUCCCAGCAGCAGGCUACAGCUGCACUCCAGCAGAGGCUCCAGCACCAGCACCACCUUCAGAUGCAGCAGCAGAACGCCAUGGCCGGUCUCCCAGGGGGGGACACGGGACCAGGUGGAGGGGGCCCUCAGCAGCCGCCUCAGGGCCCUCAGCCCACUCAAAGCGGCCCCCCGCCCUCAUCGUCUCAGGCUCUGCUCCAGCAGGCGCUCCACCAGAGGCUGCUCCAGCAGCAGCAGCACCUGGGCCCCGGGGGGUCCCCAGCCCAGCACAGCAAUCCCAUGAGCCCCCAGCAGCCGCAGCAGAUGGCGCAGUCCCCGCAUCCGCACCAACACCUGCAGGGCCAGGCGCUGUCCACGUCGCUAGCCAACCAGGUGCGAUCCCCUCAGCCUUCACCCAGACCUCAGUCCCAGCCGCCGCACUCCAGCCCGUCUCCGCGCAUGCAGCCGCAGCCCUCGCCACAUCACAUCUCCCCACAGAUGCAGACGGGCUCCCCACACCUGAACCAGCACCACCCGGGAAUGGUGGUCCCCCCGCAGCAACAGCCAGCGACCCAGCAGCAGCAACAGAACUCUAUGGAGCAGUUUGGGUCGGAUCAGAGCGCCAUGCUCUCGCAGCUGAGCGGCAUGGCGGGUCUACACGGGCCGGGGGCCAACGGUCAGGACCCGCUGGGCCAGAACAUGAAUCACAACCCUUUAGACAUCAUGUAGGAAUUCUACGUAACGUGUCAAGCUGAGCUGAAAACGCUCCGUGAUUCUUCGCACAAACUGCACUCACCCAGGACAGUGUUAUUGUUAUUACUUAGCCUUUCUUUUUUAUACUAUUAUUAAAUGUUAUUUAAAAUGUUUUCAAUAAAGAUGCAUUGAACUGAACUUCCUAUGGGAGAUGAACAAUAAAUCAAGCAGUCGUUAAAUAAAUUAGAAUAAAUGAAUUGUAAGUUAUUGCUGUUAAUAUAUUUUUUUGCCAAUUGUGGACAAAGAGGGGGACGGUUUCUCUAGCGCCGCCUCUCACCUCCACCUCUUGCUGAGAAAGGUGAUAUUUUCGGGGGGUAAAUAGGAGUACUUGCCUUUUUUAAGAAAUGUUUUUAAGAUUUUAAAAGUGGUCGAGAAUUAAAGAGGAUUUAAUGCAAA
Molecule: messenger RNA, 10983 nt
Organism: Plectropomus leopardus (leopard coralgrouper)
Lineage: Eukaryota; Metazoa; Chordata; Actinopteri; Perciformes; Serranidae
Gene: ep300b
Product: EP300 lysine acetyltransferase b
Biological process (GO): positive regulation of transcription by RNA polymerase II
Cellular component (GO): nucleus; histone acetyltransferase complex; transcription regulator complex
Molecular function (GO): transcription coactivator activity; histone acetyltransferase activity; chromatin DNA binding
Source: RefSeq, a predicted model, not a curated record